UCCUCCGUGAGGCGAUAACAUGAGCACGCCCAUUCUCCAUUCAGCCUUUGCCCGGCUCUGCCGUCAGCGGAGGCGGGAUGAACCGGAGACCGCGGCCUAUGCCGAGCAGAUUUAUGGUCUGCAUUAUGUCUGGAGCCCGUACCACGCCUGCUGUCUUCCUCCUCUGCUGUUGUGCGCUUGCGCUGGGCCUCGGCUCAGGCUCCCUGGAGCACCGCGAGGCCAAGCACUACAUUGCUGCAGUGUAUGAGCACCGGUCGGUCCUGAGCCCAAACCCUCUGGAGCUCACCAGCCGCCAAGAGGCCCUGGAGCUCAUGAAGCAGAACCUCGACAUCUAUGAACAGCAAGUGAUGGCUGCAGCCCAGAAGGGUGUGCAGAUUAUAGUGUUCCCAGAAGAUGGCAUCCAUGGGUUCAACUUCACAAGAACAUCCAUUUACCCAUUCUUGGACUUCAUGCCAUCUCCCAGGCUGGUCAGGUGGAACCCCUGUCUGGAGCCCUUUCGGUUCAAUGACACGGAGGUCCUCCAGCGCCUGAGUUGUAUGGCCAUCAAGGGACAGAUGUUCUUGGUGGCCAAUCUUGGAACAAAACAGCCUUGCCUUCGCAGUGACCCCAGGUGCCCAGAUGACGGGAGAUACCAGUUUAAUACAGAUGUGGUGUUCAGCCACAAUGGAACCCUUGUUGCUCGCUACCGUAAGCACAAUCUGUACUUUGAGGCGGCUUUUGAUACCCCUGCUCAUGCGGACCUCGUCACCUUUGAUACCCCCUUUGCGGGCCAGUUUGGCAUGUUCACUUGCUUUGACAUCCUGUUCUUUGAGCCUGCCAUCCAACUCCUCAGAGACUCCAAGGUGAAGCACAUUGUGUACCCCACGGCCUGGAUGAACCAGCUGCCGCUCUUGGCAGCCAUUGAAAUCCAGAAAGCAUUCGCCACUGCCUUUGGUGUCAGUGUUCUGGCAGCUAACAUCCACCACCCGACUCUGGGGAUGACUGGCAGUGGCAUCCACACCCCUCUGAAGUCCUUUUGGUACCAUGACAUGGACAACCCCGAAGGCCACCUUAUAAUUGCCCAGGUAGCCACAAACCCCCUGGGACUUGUUGGGAUAGAGAAUGCAACUAGUGAAACGGACCCAUCCCAUAGUAAGUUCUUAAAAAUCCUGGCCGGUGACCUGUCCUGUGAGAAGGAUGCCCAGGAAGUGCACUGUGAGGAGGCUGCCAAGUGGGACAUGAACGCACCACCUACUUUCCACUCAGAGAUGAUGUACGACAACUUCACCCUGGUGCCUGUCUGGGGAAAGGAAGGCUAUGUCCAGGCCUGCUCCAACGGUCUCUGCUGUCACUUACUCUACGAGAGGCCCACCCUGUCCGAAGAGCUGUACGCCCUGGGUGUCUUUGAUGGGCUCCACACGGUACAUGGCACUUACUACAUUCAAGUCUGUGCCCUGGUCAAGUGUGGGGGCCUCGGCUUUGACACUUGUGGGCAGGAGAUCUCAGAGGCACAAGGCCUGUUUGACUUUCACCUGUGGGGGAACUUCAGCACUUCCUAUAUCUUUCCUCUGUUUCUCACCUCAGGGAUGACUCUGGAUACCCCUGACCAGCUCGGGUGGGAAAAUGACCACUAUUUCUUGAGGAAGAGUGGACUGUCCUCUGGUUUGGUGACAGCAGCUCUCUAUGGGCGGUUGUAUGAGAGGGACUAGAAAAAGUGUGUGGUCAGUGGAGCAGGCUGUGCCAGCGUGCCUUUCCACAGGACCGUCUCUACCCAGAGGGUGGAAAGGGACUUCCGUGGCACAGGGUCCCACCCUCAGUCCCACCCUGGGAACUGUAAGAAGAUGGGAGAGGCAGUUCCUUCUUCCUUUCUACAUAAUGACAGACAUUUUGUGGUAUUUUCUAUUCACACUCUUUUUCAAACCACACCUUCUUCCUACUAUGCAAUUAGUUUCAAAUGCUAAAAUAACAAAUAGACAUAAGUUGCUACUUUACAAUC
Microtus oregoni (creeping vole) is the source of this 1975-nucleotide messenger RNA. It is a transcript of the gene Btd, whose product is annotated as biotinidase. The transcript is spliced from 4 exons. The coding region runs from base 78 to 1688 and encodes 536 amino acids. Lineage: Eukaryota; Metazoa; Chordata; Mammalia; Rodentia; Cricetidae. Gene Ontology annotation, molecular function: hydrolase activity, acting on carbon-nitrogen (but not peptide) bonds, in linear amides. The record is from RefSeq and is a predicted model, not a curated record.